AUGAGCCAUGAUGCACGAGGUCGGGACUCUCUCACGCCUUUGCAGAUAUGCACGGUGGCUAUCCGCCAAUUAGCCACUGGCGUCAGUGCGGAUACUUUCGAUGAGUAUCUCAAGGUCGCCGACACGAUAGGGCAUCUAUGCCUCAAGAGAUUCUGCAAGACUGUCAUCCGGACUUACGAAACCGAUGUCGCCGGUUCAAAUAACGACAUCAACGUUCUGAACCAGUCGUCUCUGUUCUCCGACGUGUUGGAUGGAACGAUGACGCCGAUGAUCUUUGAGACCAACCAACGCUACUACCAGAUGGGCUACUAUUUGUGCGACGACAUAUGUCCAGAGUGGCGCUGCUUCCUCAAGAGUCCGCCGAUGGUGAAAGAGCUGCCCAUUAGAGAGAUGAAGACGCAGGACACGGGAUGUCUAGCAGUGACUCGACGGAGAGUGCUCGAGCAACCCCGGUUUGCUUCGAGGAAUACGUGCAAAGAGAUGCAAUUCUCCGAGAUAGACAGAUAUAUGCUCAACUCCAACAUGAUUUGA
Salvia miltiorrhiza (redroot sage) is the source of this 531-nucleotide messenger RNA. RefSeq lists its product as uncharacterized. The record is from RefSeq and is a predicted model, not a curated record. The transcript has 3 exons. Lineage: Eukaryota; Viridiplantae; Streptophyta; Magnoliopsida; Lamiales; Lamiaceae. Bases 1 to 531 code for a protein of 176 amino acids.